AUGGUCCCCAAACCCAGCGCCAUCGGAACCGUCGCCGCCAUGCCCACAUCGCCGGCCCGGACACCGGCUCUCGCCAACCCGCCAGCCUCCUCCUCCCGCGUAUCCCUCCAGCACGAGCGCCUCCUCCUCGAGCUCCUCCCCUUCAAAGACGCCACAAAGUUCCACGACUGGCUCGACAGCAACUUUGUCCGCGGACCCUGGAACGAGUUCAACGCAGACUUCCUCUCCCGCGCCAUCGCCGACGUCGCCGCCGCGGGCCCCACCGGCGGCCUACCGCCCGGUCCCAGCGCCGUGCCGGAGCCGGACAAAACCCGCACGGCCCAGGCGGCGCGGGAGGCGCUCAACGGCCGCAAGGCCAAGUUCUGCGUCUACCGCCCGGACAAGAGCGCGUGGACGGCCGAGGACCACCACGUGCGCUUCAUCGUCACGCUCGUCGCGGACAACAUGCUGCAGAACCUGUGGUACGAGUCCGAGUGGAAGAAGAAGGGGCUCGACAUUGCAAAGGCGGCGUACGAGGUGCUCAUCUUCCUCAAGGCCACCAUGGUGUACGCGGACCCGAAUCCGCCGAGUUACUCGGCAUGA
Colletotrichum abscissum is the source of this 582-nucleotide messenger RNA. RefSeq lists its product as uncharacterized. The coding region runs from base 1 to 582 and encodes 193 amino acids. The transcript has a single exon. Lineage: Eukaryota; Fungi; Ascomycota; Sordariomycetes; Glomerellales; Glomerellaceae. The record is from RefSeq and is a predicted model, not a curated record.